UCCCUCUCAGGAGCCAGGGAGCAGACAGCCGCUGCAGCCCCAGGUCCCACUGAGCAGGGCGGCCCUCAGGCCCAGGGUAGCAGGGCUGCGGCUUACCUGUCACAGGCCCUGCCUGGGGGGUUAGCCCCACCGAGAGGGGCUGAGGGGCCUCACGGAGGCGAGAGGCCUGUGGCCAGCAGACGGGGUCGGCACCACAGCCUCCCGGCACCAGGUGCCGCCUCGGAUUUGGAGCAGAGGAGGAGUCGUGUCUGCUUCUGGGGAGGGCCCUGGUGGAGGGCUGCCCCAGGGUCACCUGCACAGACCUGGCUGUGCCUCUCUCCACCCCAGGCCCCCGCCUGCCGAGCUGUAGAAUGGGGCCGGGCCUGGGGCCCUGACCUGGCAAGAGACUGCCAUCCUGAUGGUGGCUCCCAGGACCCUCUGCCCCCCCCCAGCCCCCCUGGGUGGUCUCAGGCUUCGGGGCAAGGGGGCUGAGGGCACAGGCUCCCCGCAGGGCAGGCAGAGCUGCUGUGCUACUGAGGGGCCUUGAGCCUCGGCCCCAAACAAGGUGGGGAGGGGCAGGCAUGCGGCCCUCACGUGGCCUUUCCCACAUGCCCCCUGUGGUCAGACUUACGGUGAGGCGACCUUUGUCAAAGUGGGGUCUCAAGCAGAGCACGGCCCCCGGUGCACACGCACCUUCCCUGGGAUUUGCGUCACAGGGAGCUGGCCCCGCAGAGGGCACGCAGGGCUCAGGGGGAUCAGGAAGGACGCCCCCACCCUCCAGGAGAGGGGAGCGAGCCCGGGGAGAGGUCACCUCCCCCACAGGCCAGUCCCGGCGUGAGAGCCACAGUCCAGGAAGGAUGCCAUCGAAUGGCAGCGGCUCGUGGGGCAAACAGGACUCACGCAGGGCUGCACGUCUCUGACCCUCUGAGCCCGACAGAAGAGCUCAGCAGAUUCUUCGCUGGUGCCUUUGUUCGCCGGGGGAGGGGAGAGCUCAGGAGCAGCGCCCUAGAAAGGCAAUUCCCCAGGAUGCCCUCCUGGCCAGCCUGCUGCCGCGGACCCUGCUCCCCGUGCACGUGGCGAUGGCCAGGCGUAGGGCGCAGGUGCCCCGCAGUCACUCUCAGCUUUGGUGCCGAUGGAAGCCCUCCUUGUCUUGGCUUCUGCAACAAGGAGGCCUGGCCCUUUGUGGCAGGUGUCCUUGGCCUCUUCCAGGGCAGUGGGGGAUCAGUCGCCCCACCAUCUGCUCAGCCCCAGACAGAGCCAGGACCCUGUGGUGGGGGCAGGAGGCCAGCCGCCUCAGGCCUGGCGUGUGGCCUCCCGGCCUCUGUCAGCCAGGCUAGUGUUCUCCACCUGCCGGGGAGACCUGAGGGGGCCCCGGUCUGCAGUGGCUGUCGGUUCAUGUCCUGAGUUUCCUUCCCAACUCACUAGUCUCUAGUCAGACCUUGUCCUGACCGUGGCCGGGCUCCUCCAUGUGGCCUGCCCCUUCCCUAACUGCAGGGAGUUUGGGCAGCUGUGAAACGCCCCAGGGAGUGGCACGGGUCUAGGUGCUGAUCUGUGGGUCCCCGUGCCUACCAGGCCUCUCUCCUGAUAGGCUGUGCUGCUUGCCUGGCAGGCCCAGCCUGGCCCCGCAGCCCCCCAAGCACCAGUCCCCAUGGGCCCCUCUUCUUCUGUACCUUUGGGGCUUGCAGUCCCCACCCUGCAUCUCCUGCCCCUGCCUAGGGGUCCCCAGCUGGGGCACAGCCAGCUGAGUCCAUAAAGGACAGGUCAUACUUGGAAGUGUCCUUGAGAGCCAGGGCCCCAGGGGCUCAGGGAAGUCCCUACCAGGCCCAGACGGUGGUGCUGGGCACCUGGCUCCCUCAGUCGAGGACAGCGGGUCUGUGUGAGGCCCUGCACCGGGGAGCGGUCAGAGGAACCUCAUGGGGACACUGCUCUCCCAGUGUCCCUGUCCUGUGCCUUCGGCAGUCUCCCUGGGUGGCUUCUCGUGGCCCCCUUCCUGUGGCCCCGCCUCACUUUGGAGGUUUUCCUCCAGGCACAGUCCAUGGAAGGUAGCUCAGGAGGAGCCCCGAAGCCUGUGGGGGGGGCCUGUGGCCCAGGGUCCCCAUGCCACCCACAGAGGAGCGGCUCAUGGGACAGAUCUGCAUCGGGGAGACCCUGCCCUGUCCGCGUCCAGCCUGAGAAGACGGUCAGCAAGGGCACAGCCCCGGCCGCAUACCUGCCGGGACGCCGGGCGCAGGGGCCGCUCUGGGGGGCUCUGGCUGCGGUGGGAGCGGCAACAAGGAGAGGCCGCUAGGCACGCAGGUCCCACUCAGCCCGUUUAUCAGGCCCCAGGCCCCUUUGCCAAUGGGAGGUCCCCUCCUAAGGCUGGGGUGCGGACAGGUCCGGCACGGGUGGGUGGCUUAGACUCAGUCCAGCCCGUCCUGUGCCUCUGGUCUCGUGGGGCAGGGGUACCGGCAUUGAGUGCGGGGAGCCCUCAGGUCCCACCAGUGAAGGGGAGAAGCCACAUGCCAAUUUCCUUCGGGGCAGGAGGCACCCCUCUGUCCUUCCUUGGGACACCCCCCCCAGCUGUGGUGGGUCCUGCGCAUGUGCACCCUCAUUGCCUGUUUCCUGUCGGAGUCCUUUCUCUGCUGCUGCCAGGUGCUCUCCGUGGGCGCCUCCCCACCCACCAGAAGACCCAGGAACGUCCUCAUCCUGGUGCCAAAUGUCCUCUCCCGGGUGUUCCUGGAACCCUUAGGCUAGGCCUCAUACCUUUUGGGGGGCGUCCCCACUCCGUAGACUCGCCAUUUCAGAGGAUGGGGUGUCAGGGCAUUCAGCUGAAUUGUGCAGCCAGCACCUCAAAUUCCACGCUUUCAUGUCCCAGAAAGCAACCUUGGGCCGUCUUAGCAGUACCCCACCCCCGGCGACCCCAGGCUGCGUUUUGGCUGCGGGUCUGCCUGAUCUGGAUGGUUCUUGCCCGAGUGCCUGAGGGCUCGCUGGCCUGCAUCAGGCUCGGGACAUGCUCUGGCCUCAUUUUUGAAGAGUUUCCCCCGCUUCUCCCACCUUCUCUCGUCUCUCCCUUCCCCCCGGGCCCUCCCCUCCCAUCUCUAGUCUGCGCCCCUCUGUGCCAUCCCCCAGGGUUUGCUCCCCACUGCCCUCCUGUGUUCCUGGGGCUGUGCUCAGGUGACAUGGGAUCCUGUGUGGCCCAACCAUGUCACCCAGGGGGCAGCGACCUCAGCCUCAGUGGCGCCUCCCCUGCAGGGGCCAUCCUGCAGCAUUUGCCCAUGACUGGCAUGGGACCCUGGGGGCAGGGGCAGCCUGGGUCAAAUGCCCUGCCCUUUACCCCACCACACCCUCCCAUCAGGCCCUAUGUGCCCUGCCCCACACGACCUGGAUUGUUCCCACAGGGCCACUGAGCAUACAUUGGGUCAAAAAUUGGAGAUAAUGUAAACAAACGGAGAACCUUGUUUUAAUUAAGGAUAAUUAAAUAAUUUGGGAUGGUUGGAGUUGGGUCACCCCCCUUGCCAGUAGGUGCCUGUCCCCUCCUGUCCAUCACUUGUCUGCCAGGGGGCGCUGCAGAGACACGUUGUGCCUCAUGAACCCGCUACUGGGAGGCCCCACCCUCCUGGUCCCACAGCACCUUCGGAAGUCAUGUCCUCUCCAUGUGUCUGGGGCGCAGGGGACACAGACUCAAGCCCCUGGCCCCUGGCCCCUGGCAGUCAGAAAGGGCUGCUGUGGGCAUGAGGCCACCUGUCCACGGUGAGAAGGGCAACCCCGGGGCAGCCGGGCCUCUGGAAGAGCUCAAAGGCCACUGCCCCCCCCUGCUGUCCCCAGAGAGCCAGGCUGGGGACCCCCGGGGGCUGCCCCGGGCCCUGCUCUUCCUCGGAGGCCUGUGGCUCCGCCUGAACACCCCAAACGCCGCUUGUCCCAUGGCACUCGGGGCGGUCGCCGAGCGUGCCUCGUCUGCCGCCCACACUGCAGAUGCUGCCCCUGAAUGCAGGCGCCCUCGCUCCAUCCGCUUGGACACUCGUGGUGCAGCUGUUACAGCAAGAGGCUCGGUCAGGACCGCCGGCCCCUUGGUGCAGUCGCGCUCCCACCUGCACAGCCCAGGGCACUGAGCUUACGGAGCUUGCAGUCUGUCGUUCUCAGUCUGUCCCCCACCCCCCAGGGAGGACGGGAGGCCCCCAGCCCACAUCUGCCAGGGGCAAGGUGUCCCAUUCCCCAUCCUGUGCUCCCGUACUUGGGUCCGGGGCGCAUGCGUGGUCCUCGGCUCCCGUGACCGGCCCGUGUGCAGGCCGCCUCAGGACGCCCACACGCACGCCCGGCUCC
Messenger RNA from Suricata suricatta (meerkat), 4278 nucleotides. RefSeq lists its product as uncharacterized. The record is from RefSeq and is a predicted model, not a curated record. NCBI's taxonomy places the organism in Eukaryota, Metazoa, Chordata, Mammalia, Carnivora, Herpestidae. The coding region runs from base 1893 to 3365 and encodes 490 amino acids. The transcript has 2 exons.